This is a messenger RNA of Camelina sativa (false flax), 1500 nucleotides long. RefSeq lists its product as uncharacterized. Gene Ontology annotation, molecular function: RNA binding. NCBI's taxonomy places the organism in Eukaryota, Viridiplantae, Streptophyta, Magnoliopsida, Brassicales, Brassicaceae. The record is from RefSeq and is a predicted model, not a curated record.
CUCUCUCUCUCUCAGACUUUUGCUUCUCCUUAUCUCCUCCGCCUCUUUCUAGGGUUUCUCUCAAAUCAUCAAACCAUGGCGGACGAAUCUCAAUACUCAUCCGAAACUUACUCCAACAAACGCAAAUACGAAGAACCAACCGCUCCUCCACCAUCAACCCGCAGACCCACUGGCUUCUCUUCUGGUCCGAUCCCAUCUGCUUCACCUGAUCCCACCGCUACCGCCGUUCCUCCGCCGUCUUCCUACAACAGCGUUCCUCCUCCUCCCUUGGAUGAAAUCCAGAUUGCUAAACAAAAGGCACAAGAGAUCGCUGCUCGUCUUCUCAACAGCUCUGAUCCUAAACGUCCUCGUGUUGACAACGGUGCUUCUUAUGAUUAUGCUGACAAAGGCUUUAGCUCAUAUCCUUCUUCUGAGGGUAAGCAGAUGUCAGGGACGGUUCCAUCUUCGAUUCCGGUUUCGUAUGGUAGCUUCCAGGGAACUACUAAGAAGAUUGAUAUUCCGAAUAUGAGAGUUGGUGUUAUCAUUGGUAAAGGUGGAGAGACUAUUAAGUAUCUUCAACUUCAGUCUGGAGCCAAGAUUCAGGUCACUAGAGAUAUGGAUGCUGACCCUAAUUGUCCUACAAGGACUGUUGACCUAACGGGGACGCCUGAUCAGAUUUCAAAAGCUGAGCAGUUGAUCACUGAUGUCCUUCAAGAGGCUGAGGCAGGUGGGUCUGCUGGUUCAGGUGGAGGCGGCCGUAGGAUGGGUGGACAAGCAGGAGCUGAUCAGUUUGUUAUGAAAAUUCCUAAUAAUAAGGUUGGUCUGAUAAUUGGUAAAGGAGGUGAAACUAUCAAAUCUAUGCAAGCUAAGACUGGAGCUCGAAUUCAGGUUAUUCCUUUGCAUUUGCCCCCUGGAGACCCAACGCCAGAAAGAACUUUGCAGAUUGAUGGGAUAACCGAUCAGAUUGAACAUGCUAAGCAAUUAGUUAAUGAAAUCAUCAGUGGCGAGAACCGUAUGAGAAACUCCUCAAUGGGUGGAGGCUAUCCUCAACAGGGUGGUUAUCAAGCCCGCCCGCCAUCAAGCUGGGCACCACCUGGUGGUCCGCCUGCACAACCUGGUUAUGGUGGUUACAUGCAACCGGGAGCAUAUCCUGGUCCACCUCAGUAUGGUCAAUCACCUUACGGGAGUUACCCUCAACAAACUUCAGCUGGCUAUUCCUCUACCUGGGAUCAAUCCUCUGUGCCACCAUCUCAGCAGGGUGCGCAAGGUGAGUAUGAUUAUUACGGUCAGCAACAGUCACAGCAACCAAGCACUGGUGGUAGCUCAGCCCCACCGACCGAUACCACAGGCUACAAUUACUACCAGCAUGCUUCUGGUUAUGGCCAAGUUGGUCAGGGAUACCAGCAAGAUGGGUAUGGGGCUUACAAUGCCUCGCAGCAAUCAGGAUAUGGUCAAGCUGCUGGUUAUGAUCAGCAGCAGGCUGGUUACGGCAGCGCCGCUAAUCCGAGUCAAGAGGAAGAC